Molecule: messenger RNA, 2596 nt
Organism: Chinchilla lanigera (long-tailed chinchilla)
Lineage: Eukaryota; Metazoa; Chordata; Mammalia; Rodentia; Chinchillidae
Gene: Fam81a
Product: family with sequence similarity 81, member A
Exons: 9
Coding region: 118-1212 (364 amino acids)
Source: RefSeq, a predicted model, not a curated record
UGCCUCAGCCUCCUGAGUGCUGGAGUUUCAGAUGUGAAUUAUUAAAAAGAAAAUGGCCCGACGGAGCCCUGUAUUUCCUUCUCUUGUCACCGAAGAAAGGUAUAAUACAAGGAAAAUAUGCAUCUAAGGCGGGUUCGAACCAUGCCCCGCCACAGCCAGUCGCUGAGCAUGGCCCCCUACUCCUCCGUGAGCCUGGUGGAGCAGCUGGAAGACAGGAUCCUCUGCCACGAGAAGACCACCGCUGCCCUGGUGGAGCACGCCUUCCGGAUCAAGGAUGACAUUGUCAGCAGCUUGCAGAAAAUGCAGAACAAAGGGGGCGGAGACCGGCUGGCCAGGCUGUUCCUAGAGGAGCACAUCCGAAACAUAACGGCCAUCGUGAAGCAGCUGAACCGGGACAUCGAGGUCCUGCAGGAGCAGAUCCGCGCCAGGGACAACAUCAGCUACGGGACGAACUCUGCCCUGAAGACCCUGGAGCUGCGGCAGCUGUCGGGGCUGGGGGACCUCCGCGGGAGAGUGGCGAGAUGUGACGCCAGCAUCGCCAGACUCUCCGCAGAGCACAAAACGACCUACGAGGGCCUCCAGCACCUGAACAAAGAGCAGCAAGCUGCCAAGCUGAUCCUGGAAACGAAAAUCAGGGAUGCGGAAGGCCAGAUUUCUCAGCUUCUGAACAGAGUGGAUUUGUCCAUGUCAGAGCAGAGCACCAAACUGAAGAUGUCUCACAGAGACAGUAACCACCAGCUCCAGCUUUUAGAUACGAAAUUUAAAGGCACCGUGGAGGAGCUCAGUAACCAGAUUUUAUCUGCCCGGAGCUGGUUGCAACAGGAACAAGAACGGGUAGAAAAAGAACUUCUACAGAGAAUUGACCAGCUUUCCGUGGCUCUUAAGGAAAACAGUGCAGCCAGCGAAAGGGACAUGGAGAAGCUCGGCCAGUUGUCAGCCAGGCUGGACAAGCUGGAGGAGACGCAGAAGAAGAACCUGGAGGGUCCGAGGGCCAAGCAGGAGGAGGACAAGGUGCACGGGCGGAUCAGCAGGCUGGAGCUGCAGAUGCAGGAAGGCUUGCAGGAAAUGAAAGCAGAAGUCAACGCCGGGUUCACGGCCAUCUACGAGAGCAUCGGCUCCCUCCGGCAAGUGCUUGAGGCCAAGAUGAAGCUGGACAGGGACCAGCUGCAGAAGCAAAUCCUGCAGAUGCAGAAGCCAGAAGCCCCCCUGUGACCGGGCUGCGCCCCGACCUGAGGAGGUGUCGCCUGGGCCCGGGGCCCGGGCUCCCGAGGCCAGGCCAGCGCUGCCCAGGGCCGUGCGGCCGGUGUGCAUGUGCCGGGAGACGCGUUUCCAUGGGUCUGGACAUCCACCGUGGGUCUCGGACUCGCUCUUUCUUCAGCAUAUUAAAUACGGUUUUCCCACUUUAUUUUACUUCCCUAAAUUCAGUGGACACCCCCGCCCCGGAAAAGCUUUUAUCUUCUUCAUUUUAUGAAUGAAAAGACUUAAUUUUUUUCAAUGCUCAACGCUCUAACCAAGACUGUUUAACAUUUUGAAAAAUGUCAUGGUGAUUUUUUUAAAUUAAGAAACUAAUGAGUUGUCCCAGGAGCAUGCUGCUCCACAUUCUCCAUCAGGGGGCUGUCCCGAGAGAGUAGAAUUCAGCCUUCGAGUCCACAUCUGGGUUUUAUUACUGUUACCUGUGUGUUUCUUAUAUUGAUUGUCUUCCUGUCAGUCUUGUCUUUUCUAAGGGGAAGAGAUUUAACACUUGGGAAAAAAAGCCCUGACAUUUCUGUAAUGAAAAUAGAUUUACAACAGAUAACUGCCAUAUAGGUUGGAAAUUAAAUGGAAAUCUAAGACAUUCUGGGUACUACAAGGCACAAUAUUUACAUCCACCUAGAUAUACCAGGUUUUAAUAUUUAAAGCUAUUUUUUAAUUAGCCACAACUUGUAUAGUGAUAGCCAUAUAUUUACUAAUGGAAUGGUGGGUAACCGUUUGUUGAUUGCACAAUUAAUUGUUCAUUAAUCAUGAUAGAAUGUGAGAAUUUUCCAGACUUUAUGACUUCUCUAAAUGUUUCCAAAAUUGGCACACAGUGCCAGGGUUUAUACACAUUUAUCGUAACUGUAUUCUUGUGCCUUGGUCUGACCACGUCAGUGCACUCUACCCUAUAAAAUCUGCCGACAAGAGAGGCAUAAUAAUAAUAAUAAUUCAGAAUUGUGAUGUCAAAAUGGGAUCCUAUGUAUUUUUUAAAUGUUCUAAAACCUACCGCUGUUAAGACAUGAAUCAUUCAAUGUUAUUAUAGUGGAAUAGCAAUUCAUACUUUUGUAUGGACAGAGAAACAAAUUGCAUUUAUAAUUCCGUCAAGAAACUUCUGUCUUGUGAUACUUUGUAGACGAUUUUCAGUCUCUAUAUUUGAUCAGCCACUGAAAAUGUGAACCUGUGGUCUUUCAUCACCUGUGCAGAAUGGUAGUAAAGCUCACUGCUCAAAAUUGUGAGGCACCCCGGAACGGGAAUACUUAAAAUGUGUUUUUUUUAAACACUUUUUUGUUGUUGUUGUGGUUGCGUUUGCCAAGGACUCAGGACAAUAAAAGCAUUUUCUAUUUUUAGGCUAACUCACAAAUGA